This is a messenger RNA of Spirodela intermedia, 3426 nucleotides long. Lineage: Eukaryota; Viridiplantae; Streptophyta; Magnoliopsida; Alismatales; Araceae. The record is from the annotation of a GenBank genome assembly.
AUGGAGAUUACUCGUGAAGAAGAUCCCCAAUCUUCUGAAAUCCCUCUUGAUGUUAAGGAUCAACUCUUAGAAAAUGCAGUCCCAGUUCAUCAAAAUGACGAGUAGGUUUUAAUUUUGCGUAGGUUAUCCAUUUUCGGUUAAUUUAAUUAUUUUCACUUGAUCCCAUUAGUAAUACUAUGUAAUGUUUUUCCUUCGGCUUGUGCAUACGUAGUAUUUGUUAUGGAAGCGACUAUUCACUCUACGUGUGUCCACAUCUUUCCGUUUACUUGACGAUUUUGGAUGGUACUUGAGGAGCAGAGUAGGCAUGUCUUAAACUCACGCAUUUGAAAAAUGAUAUGAAAAGUUGUACAUGUGAAGCAAAAAAAAUGUGCGUCUUAUCCAUUUGAAAAAUGAUAUGAAAAGUUGUACAUGUCUUAAACUCACGCAUUUCUUUAGUACUUAAUGCGGUAAUGGUACACAUCAUCCAAUUACAUUGGCUUGUAUAUGCAUGGCUACGAGGUGAUGUUAAGCAUCUCUCUUAACCACUGCCUUCUUACUUCCAUUUUGGCUGUUGGCUCCUGCCCUUGGUUUGAUCUAAAGGUCAAGGAGUCCAACAGCUAUUGAUGCUGAGCUGAUUUGAUUUCCCUCUUGCUGGCAACGUGGUCUAUUGCCUUUAUUUUAUGGAAAUAAUGGAUUCCUUAGUGCCACUAGGAUGCUGAAAGUCUCAGAUUUGGCUAUUUAUAUUUUAAAAUAAAUAUAGAAUAUAUUUGAGGAUAUGGAGUUUUCAGCAAGCAAUUAGGCCAUAGUAUUUGAGUAGACAUUUUUCAUUAAUAUGAGAGAUAAUUGUCUAGUGGUUGCCGUUAAUAGUCAACUAUUGAUACUACUGCCACUGCAGCCUGACUCUUGCGUGCAUCUUGUCUCUGUUGGUUUCAACUAACAAGAUUCAUGAGCUGAUGUUUAUCCCAAUUGAUACGUGAUGAGAUACAUCCGGUUAAGUUCACUGAUUUCCCUUUAUUUUAUUUUUAGUUGUCGUCUCCAAUAAAGUCCAGGUUUAUGUUAGACAAGGAAUAUGGUUAUGCCCGGGGGGGAUCACUGCCAGCCCCGAUCUGAAUCUGUUGGUUAUUUUGAUUGUUUCUGGACAUGGAUUCUCUAUUUGGUUCAUUAUUCCAAUCUGUCUUAUGUCUCUUUGGACGCAUUCUAUUGUUUCUUCAUGUUGUUUAAAGUUCAUAUCUUUGCUAAAAGGUCGUAUUUUAUCUUUAAAGCAUUUGUGAAGUAAGAAUUGCAUUUGCAGUUUUAAAGAAGUGGAGACAAAGUUCAAUAUGAGCGAUGAAGAGAUCAAAGAAAUAAUGGAGCCCAUUGCUGCUACAGGAAAGUUCUGGUAUGGCAGUGUUUAAUGGUUUUGCAAAAUGAAGACAAUGGCUAUUUCUCUUGCGAACUGUAGACUAAUCUACUUCUUAGGAUUUUUCCAAUUGACAUCUAUGCACCUUCUUUCUGCCUAGAUAUUAAAAGCUUAAUCGGCCUGCAAAUGUCUGAAUCUGGGAUUUACAAUCUCAUGAUUCUAUGUGGCUAACCUUUUUUGUCAAAAUUUCAACAACAUAGUUCUGGGCGUGUUUUCUCAUCGAAUACGUUGUUAAUCAGUUUCAACGUCUAUUCUCUCUUUCUGUUAUUUUCUAUCUUCUUUUCUCUGUGUAUCAUCACUUAUUAGAGUGCGCAUGUCAUUUUGAAAUUAUUUGUAACGUAUUUAUUUGGCUGUCAGUAAAUCUAUGUUAUUGUCCAUUCAAAUUAUGUUUUGUAUUUAGUAAAAACUCUUUCUGACUUUGCAUUGCUGAUCUUGGUUUUUCUUUGGAGAUUUUUCCUUAGAUCACCAGUAUCUUGCUGUAAAAUGCCAUGGGAGGUAGAUGCAAUAUUUCAUUUUUUUGCUAGACUAUAUUCAAUGGGUCUUUGUUGUCGUCCUUGUUUCCUGAAUCCGUAAUAAAUUUUCAACUGAAAUAUCAGAACAAUAAUUUUUAGAGUUGAAUUGUGCGUGGUGUUGAUUUCUCAUUCUCUGUAGGCAUGAGUGGGACGAGUUGAAGAGUAUACUAUCAUUUCGGCUGAAGCAGGUAUGGGCAGGUAUACCAAUUCUCUCCAGUUCUUUAUUGAUGCCAUUUUGACGGUUCUAUCAUCUGAACUAAAUUUGCUCAUUCACGUUCAGUGUAUUUUAGCCAUUUUUUUCAUCAAUAGUUAGAGCAAACCAUCCCAAUAUAACCUGGUGGUUCAAAAAAAUGAAGGUCUUGGCAGAAUACCCCGAAUCACAGGUCGACAAUGACGUUGGUUCACAAGAUGAAUCCUUAACUGGCGAGACAUAUUCAGAGCUAGUAAGAAGAUUAGACGAAGGUAAUCUUUUUUCGUAAAUUAAUUUAUUUCUUCCUAGAAAAUUUAAUAACACAUUAACUGUAGAGUUUCCUUAUUAUUUCAUUUUGUCGUAAUUACUUUAUUUGAAAAUGAAUAGUACCUCAUGUUUAUUAAACGAUCCAGAAGGAGGGUUCCAUAGCUGCAACAAAAGCAACAGAUGGUCUCAAGUCAUUCUUUGUUCAUGUUUUGAUGGUGUCUGCAGUAAUUCUGUUUUUGGCUGUUUGCCUAUUUUAGUACCAUGAUGUUGUUCUUUCCAAAACGUCACUUCUAUCUUGUAUACAUAUGAUACUCUUUUGGAAUUUCUAUUUGUUCAAGCAGAGGCUUCUGAAUUCCUGCGUUGAGUGCUUUAGCCUGGAUUGCCCUAUUAUUUUUAUUGCUUUUCAUACCUUUGGCGCAUGGACUUCCUUAUUUUGCAGCCCUGUUGAGCUUCAUAGAGGGUCCACCCUUCACACUGCAGAGACUCUGCGAGGUACCCUUCAUUGGAGUCUCUGAUGCCGUCAAGAUUUGAGUUUUAUGUUUCCUUUAAUGGAUUAAAAUGAACAGGAAAGUGAUCAUUUUUAAGAGAUUAAAAAAAAAGAAAUGCCCGUUUUGGAAGAUUUUCUUCUCUAUCUUGAAGUGAUAUUCUGUUGUGGUGUUCAACAGAUCCUCUUGGCUCCAAGAAGCCUGUACCCGAAACUCUCCAAGCUCGCUCUGGCUCUUGACAAGGUUUGUGACCGUGAAAUCUCUGAUCUUGUCUUCAACCUCUCAUCGCGCUGUCAUCUCCCUCCUCUCCUGCAGAACCUGCUGGUCACAUCGACUCUCACAAGAUCCACCGGCCCACCUGCCAUGCCCGAGCCCGAGGUCGAGCCCGAGGCCGAGCCCGGGAUAGCAAACGGGCCGCCAGAAGAGGAAUCUGAUCCCGCCCCUGGUGGAGAAUUGCCCGCUACGAGCAAUGAAGACAGAGAGAUGGUUGAAGCAGAGGCCGAUGAGGAUGUCGCUGCCAAGGAUGAGGAGAUUCAGGAAGAAAUGGCCGGCAAGCAAGAAGAUGGAAGCGGCUCCGGCCAAAACCAUGGCUGA